AUGUACACGCGCUUCCUCAGCGGCCCCUUUGGGCUGCAGCCCAAGGAGAACAUGACCUUCACCUUCACAGACCUGGAUUCGGCUGGGCAGGCGGCGCAGGUCUUCUCCGCGCACCAGUGCUGGCUGGAGGCGGUGGGAGGUGCCUCUGCGGCGGCAUACGUCGACUGCACCAGCCCCGUGGCGCUGCCCGCAGACACCAAGGAUGGCUCUUACCACUUCCACGCCCGCGUGGCUGGCGCCAAUGGCGCCGCUGGCACCGAGGCGCUGUCCACGUUUGAGGUGGACUCGGUGCCGCCUGAAGUCAGCAUUGCAGAGCCCCCCGGCGCCCCCUCGUCCCCCAUGCUGCGCUCCAACGCCACGUCGGUUGCCUUCAACUCCAGCGAGGAGGGGGUGUCCUUCUACUGCGGGCUGUCGCGGAGCGAUCCCGGCGCCCCAGCGCCGGCGGCCCCUGAUGCAAGCGCCUACUAUUGGUGCACAUCCCCGGCUGCCCUCACCAACCUGACAGACGGCAACUAUAUGUUUGCCGUGUACGCUGUGGAUGGUGUGGGCAACCAGGGCAAGCCCGCCACCUCUACAUUUCUUGUGGACAUCACGCCCCCCGCCUUCUCAGACAUCAACGUACCCACCGCCACCGCCCAGCCGGAGAUAACCGUCGCCUUCACCGCCACUGACUCUGGGUGA
This is a messenger RNA of Chlorella variabilis, 681 nucleotides long. RefSeq lists its product as hypothetical. The transcript is spliced from 8 exons. The record is from RefSeq and is a predicted model, not a curated record. Bases 1 to 681 code for a protein of 226 amino acids. NCBI's taxonomy places the organism in Eukaryota, Viridiplantae, Chlorophyta, Trebouxiophyceae, Chlorellales, Chlorellaceae.